AUGGCAAGAGGCCAGUCCACCCCCCUUUGUCACCGACCACAUCCCGUGGGGAAAGAGGCUGGAGGGACUGUGGCAUCUGCAUUUGGCCUGCAGGGAAUCUGGGUCCCCCUGGCUGUGGGUGGCCACGGAGGGCCGCGUGGUCAGGCUGCCCAAGGCCCCGCAGGCCAACCUGGUCAGGGUGGGAGGGUGAAGGGACAGGAAGCCUCAGCCCGGACCAGGUGUGGUGUGAACAGCCCACAGGGCCGGAACCGUCCAGAAGGCCUCAGCAUACGGGUCUGCUGCAGCAGAGCCAGGAGGGCACGGGAGGCACAGGUCCGGGCAGAGGCUCCACGUGGGGCUCGGCCAGUGGCCGUGAUCAUGCGUGGUUGCAAAGGCAGGCACCAGAGGGGCCAAAGGUGUUGGGGGCUGCACCCCACCCUCUCCCUUACCACCCCUUACCACCCCGUCCAGCGACGUCCACGUAGAUGGGGUUGUGAGGGGUGUCCACACCUGGCCUGCUGCGGCUGCCGCCCAGCUUCCUGCUAG
Messenger RNA from Saimiri boliviensis boliviensis (Bolivian squirrel monkey), 525 nucleotides. The record is from RefSeq and is a predicted model, not a curated record. Lineage: Eukaryota; Metazoa; Chordata; Mammalia; Primates; Cebidae.